GAUGCUCUCCUGGACCUAAUCAUACGGGUAGACACGUCAUAAAUGAGAUGAGCUUCUUAUAUAAGACUCAGAUGACCUAUAACCACUCUUAAACUCGAUAUUUGAGAUGGCUAACACUGCUGCUGGCAUAGACCCGGCGCUGUCCGGCUCCCAUGCUGGAGCGGAAGAUGAUGAACCAGGUCUUCCACCCGAGGAUUUCCAAUCCUACCUCCGUAACCCGAAGAAACGGGUACGAGCGAAGCGCCAUCACCACGCCGAAGCCGUCAGUGAGGACAAUGCUCGCGUUGCGAAGCUGUCCAGAUCAACGAGGUGGAACCAUUUCUUUUUCCACUGCUGUUUUAAGGAAAACAAAUUGAUCCAGAAUGUAUACGGAUCUGUGACGGCGGACGACGUCGAGUGGCGAGAAGCGCAUGACUUUAUUCAUGCCUGUUACGUUAAACGGCUCAUCGAAGAGGAUACAGUCGCUGCAUCAAUUGCAGUAGAUAAAUUUACCAAAUUUAUCGAGUCGGAGUCGGUUUUUUCGUCCGUUAACUUCUUUAACGUUUUCGGCUACAUGCAUGAAUACCUAGAUUACGACGGGUCUUCCACUUCUGGGAAGUGGUAUUGCAGGAGCGUGUUUGCGAAUCUUGCGGGUGAGGUGCGCCGGUGGAUUGAGGAUGGCAAAGAUGAGAAUGCCAGGCAGCGGCUGCUGCAAUUUUACGACGAGAUGGUUGCUUAUGAAGCAUAUACGCCAUAUAAGCGUAAAGACCUCUUUAAAGAGGCAUUUGUAAGGACCGUGAGGUCUAAGAAGGCGAAGACUCCGAGAGACAUGACAGUCUCUCAUAGCAGGAUGGUCGUUUCGGCGCCUCCUCCCUUCCCCUCCCUCCCCUCCCCUACUAGUAGUUCUGGUGGUGCUCACACCGGUGAGAGUCUCUUCAUUUAGUUUUUUCUCUUUAUUCUCAG
Messenger RNA from Eremomyces bilateralis CBS 781.70, 942 nucleotides. RefSeq lists its product as uncharacterized. The record is from RefSeq and is a predicted model, not a curated record. The transcript is spliced from 4 exons. Bases 107 to 922 code for a protein of 271 amino acids. Lineage: Eukaryota; Fungi; Ascomycota; Dothideomycetes; Eremomycetales; Eremomycetaceae.